Messenger RNA from Mytilus californianus (California mussel), 3417 nucleotides. RefSeq names its product zinc metalloproteinase dpy-31-like. The record is from RefSeq and is a predicted model, not a curated record. Gene Ontology annotation, biological process: proteolysis; molting cycle, collagen and cuticulin-based cuticle. Bases 1 to 2004 code for a protein of 667 amino acids. Gene Ontology annotation, molecular function: metalloendopeptidase activity; zinc ion binding. Lineage: Eukaryota; Metazoa; Mollusca; Bivalvia; Mytilida; Mytilidae. The transcript has 16 exons.
AUGAAGGUGUCGCCACUAAAUAUAACAGAUGGACUUACAAUACAAGAAAAAAUAGUUGUAGUAAAUUAUUUAUCUGCUAUAGAACAGAAAGAAGAGAAGGAGCAUCAUUUAACUACGAAAUCCACAACAGAUAAUACAGUUCCAUAUGUUUUUGAAGAAGACAUAAUUUUGACUCCUAAACAGGCUCAAAUUAUUUAUGAAAGUAGAAAUCCUCGACAAAAACGAAAGUUAAAUACAGAUUUACAGCGACAUUGGCAGCUACCUAUACAGUAUGCAUUUGACGGAUCUCAUAAUGAGUCUGAGAAAAGUAUUAUACGACGUGCUUUAAAUUACUGGGAGAGUUAUACAUGUAUUACGUUCGAAGAAAUAACAUAUAAAGACAACUCCAGUGUGAAUGAAAACAAAGUUUACAUUGUAUUCACAAGCAAUGAAGGAUGCUGGUCAUUUGUUGGAAGAAGUACGUAUAGAGAGCAAAAAGUUUCCAUUUUUGAAGACUGUAUAUAUGAAGGUCAUGUUCUACACGAAAUUGGUCACGUGAUAGGGUUUUGGCAUGAGCAUGCACGACCUGACAGGGAGGAACAUAUACAAGUACAACAGAAUUCUAUUCAAUAUGGAAAACAAUACAACUUUUUACAUAUUUCUUGGAAGGAUCUAGACAACAAAGAUAUGCCUUAUGAUGUUGGAUCGAUAAUGCAUUAUGGUUCAAGAGCGUACGCUGUUGACAAUCAGACCCCAGUACCACCAACAAUAAUUACUAAAGAUCCAUUGUUACAACGAGCGCUCGGACAAAGAUUUCAACUCUCGUUUUAUGAUGUAAAAUUAGCAAACGUUGCCUACUGUGCCGAUAAAUGUAACAAUACAAAAUUGGCACAACCAUGUCAACAUGAUGGCUACCAAGAUCCCAAGUUAUGUUCUAGAUGUCGCUGCACGGAAGGGCUAGGCGGAAAUUAUUGUGAAACAGCUGCGCCAUCUGUCGGAGCUGGUGCACCAGAACCGAUUGGAUUUCCCACAUCCUACCGUUUUGGACAACAGUGUAACUGGUAUAUAAAGGCACCUAAAAAUUCCCGAGUAUUUUUCACGAUAACGCCGCCUCGUAUCAUGGAAUAUCCACAGUGUGUGAGUGAUACCAAUAAUAAAUAUGUUGAGUGCCUGAACUACCUGGAAGUUAGAUAUUCUCACAACAUUGCUACAACAGGUGCACGAAUUUGCUGUUCCUAUUUAGAAUCUACUAAACCUAUUAUUUCGGAAGGCAACGAGAUGCUUGUGCUUUUACGGGCAAAUGGAGCAGGAUCGUACGGAUUUCAGGCUAAAAUAUGGGCAGAACCAUGUGGAGGCUGUGUUACGGGGACAGAAUUAAGUCAUCGGCCAUGCUCUAGGAAUGUGCCUUACGUGUGUGAACGUCAGUGGAAUUAUACAGAAUGGAACCCCUGUCCAAGUGGGAACUGGUGGUGGGCAGAUAAUAAAGAUUGCAACAAACUUGUGAACAAAACAGCAGUGAGGUCUGGACUUUGCUCUAGGUCUGAACUAUUUUGCUGUAAAGGCUAUGAAAUAAAUGGAACAGAUUGUAUCAAAUCAUCGUCAGUAGCAAAUAUAAGUAUAGUUAUCCAGCCCGGUGUUUCAUCAACGGAAUACAUAGUACCUACACACGAUCCUUCUAAGGAUAAAGAGAACGACCCAUCAUCAGGAUGGGGAAACUGGACCACGUGGUCAAAUUGUACCACUGCAUGUGGUGGAUGCGGAAAUCAAACUCGCCAACGACUUUGUUACGACCCGCUUUUAUGCAGUGGAAAAUCAAUAGAAGUAGAAACCAGAAGCUGUAAUACAAAUCCAUGUACUCAAGUCAAAUUUGGAACCAGAACCAUAUCAAAAGUUGUCGUGUGUAAUCCUAUUACGUUACAAAAAUGUACAGUAUACGAGAAAGAAACAUAUCCAUUCAUUUCAGAAACAUGUUGCACAGGAUAUACAAAGAAUAGCAACGGAGUAUGUGUUAAAAAUGGAACGUGAAAAGCAUUUGACGGAAUGAAAAUAAAAGUGCUUCUUGUGAUAAAAACAUUUCAAACACAGUCCAUUUCAAAACAUGUUUCCAUUCCGUAUAUUUGAUUAGGUAACAUAUAUUUUGCAAGACAAUCGUUCAUUUGUUAUUAUAUGCAUUGUAACUAUUAUACAUUACGCAGAAAUUGGUGCUACAUAAUUACUAUGUGUUCUUUUAAUGAUUGCAAACCUAUUAAGUUUGGUUUUUUGUUAACAUUUUGAACAAUGGUGCUAAUCACAGUUUAUAAGGGAAAAUACUAUUGUAUUUGAUAUUUUGCGUUCAUCAAUUUCAGAUUUAAUGGUUUCAAAUUGAGUUUACUUGCGAAAUGUUAGUAGAGCAAGUGAACGGUAGUUUACGACCCUUAAAAAAUGAUGUUUUCAAAUAAAAUACUGCUGUCUCAAUUCAAAUGCAACUGAAAGAAAACAACUUGAAAUCAUUAUACAUUUCAAAUUCUCUGAAAUAAAUGCUGUACUUCCGCGCACAAUGUCAAACGUCGAUCGUUUGUGGCGUGAUUAAUUAAAGUUUUUCGGUAGAAACAAUGCUAUAUUUAGAUUAAGCAUGUACAGACUUUAAAAAUCGAGAACAUGUAUAAAAAAAAUGUCCUUUUUUUCGAAUUAUGAUAUUUUAAUGUCAAAAUGUAGGACAAACAUCCAAAAGACGAAUGCGUAGAUCUAGUUAGAAAUCCAUUUUAGUUUGUUUUGAUGUUUAUUGCCUUAAAAUUGAGCCUUGUUUAGUUUAAUGAUAGUUUUCUCAUUGAAUAUUCAAGAAAUUAUUUUUCAACAAAAUAUAUUCAUGUAUUUCAUUUCACUUAUGUCAUAGUCUCAAACAGUGAGUAGUAUGCAGUAUCUCACUUUCAAAGUCUUCAAACAAAAGAAUGCCGUAUCUUAAUGGCAUAGUCUCUAAACAAAAGUAUCCUAAAAAUUCAACUACCCAAAAUUUCUAAAACGUCUAGAUAUAUUUAAUUUAUAUGAUUCUGCAAACCUGGACAUUUUAACAUAUCAACCACUUUUUGCCCUGGAUGUAUUUGACUCUUCAAUGAAUGAAUAGUUCAUGGCAAAUACCAUCCAUAGCAUAACAAUAUAUGUUUUACUUAUUUGCAUCAAGUUGAAUUUUAAAAAUAAAAGAAUUGGAUUAUGAUCGGUUAGAAGUGUAGAGCAAUAAUCGAUGUAUUUGUUUGAUUGUAUUUAAUUUUGCAAUCGUCACAACUCGGCCGAUUCCGUACCUCCAUCUGAGAGAUCGGAGUCAUCCGAGGUUAGCCGAUUGUUUUAUUUUGUUGUUACUUUGUCUGUCUCGUUAGGUUGAAGAGAGUUAAUUUAUUGCAUGAAUGUGUAUCUGUGACAAUAAUUUUAUAUAAUGAUAUUGAAGUUUUUUGUAAAUAAAGUUAU